This is a messenger RNA of Chironomus riparius, 882 nucleotides long. The record is from the annotation of a GenBank genome assembly. Lineage: Eukaryota; Metazoa; Arthropoda; Insecta; Diptera; Chironomidae.
GUUUUGAUCUUGUUUGUUUAAUAAAAGAACAAAAUAUUGAAAAAUAUCCAAAUAUAUUCUUGCAUUUUUAACUUAAAUGUCAAUCGUGAUCGCAUCAGUAUGUCGUCAAAGAAUCAAUUAAUAAAGAAAAUAUCAGAUUAUCUUGAAAAUCGACAGAAAACAAAUAAUUUUGGUACAUGUAAGAAAUGCUCAAAAAAUGUUUAUUGGUCAACAACAAAGGUCGCGAGUCACAUUCGGUCUGGACACUGUAAAGGAGCAUCUGAUGAGGAAGUGCAAAAAUUUAAGCAAGAAUUCGUAUACGAAACACCAAAGCAUCUCAUACACAGAUCAUGUGUUGGAAAAACGCCGAGAAGUGCUGAUUCAUUUAAAUCCGAAAGAGAUGAAAAGUCAGAAACUGUGGCAACAAUAAAGAAGAUCUAUCUCAAGCAAGAUUCAAAAGAUUCUGUACAAGCUAAGCGCCAGAAAUUGGAAAUUGAAGAGGAUUAUGAAUCAGAAAAUAUUAUUGAGGAGAACAAUGACUCAGAAAUAAUGUAUGAAUUAGAGACAGCAAAUACAGACGAUGAAAAAGUUGAGGAAUUAAUUUUUGUCACAAAUGAGUCGACACACGACACUCCACCAAAAAAGUCAGAAGGAUCAGAGCCAGCAAGCAAAGAGGAAAAGUUCAUUUCAGCUGUUUAUCCACAAUUUAAAGGACGAACAAAAUUGGAUCUAAUUGAUGAGAUUCAUGAUCUUCAGCGUCGCAAUGAGCUUCUACAAGUUAAAGUUAAAACUUACGAGAAUACAAUUAAUAAGUUAUUAUAAAGUUUUAAUUAAAUAAACGUUUAAUAUUCUGUUUUUAACGGCUGAAAUAAGUAGGGUUCGUCCACAUGCGCAUGCAUGCGC